This is a messenger RNA of Ciona intestinalis (vase tunicate), 1623 nucleotides long. Lineage: Eukaryota; Metazoa; Chordata; Ascidiacea; Phlebobranchia; Cionidae. The record is from RefSeq and is a predicted model, not a curated record.
GUGAGUUAGUGUUAUAAUGAAUUGGUGUCAAUUUAUUCUACUUAACAAAUGAAUUUGUUUAUAAGUUUAUUAUAAACUAUCUCACUCUCACAGAAGGAUAUAACAUUAUUGGCUUGCAUGAUUUUUUUAAUGGUGUGGAGCAUGGGUGCAUUUCUUUAAAGGAAGUAAAUGGUAUCAUAACCUAUUCCAGGAUAUCUGCCUACCCAUAUCUGGGUAGCAAGCAUACUUUGUAAUCUCACCAAUGAAGCUGCAUAUGAUGACUCAUGGACAAAGUAGCACCCCAGCACGUGGAAGAGUUUCGCCUUACUAUAUACCUCAGUCUUAUCAAUCCACGUAUUAUAACAAUGGGGGAAGCAGGAAAGGUUCGAUCCAUCAUAAUGUUGCAAGCGAUUCAAACGUCGCAGUCGACCUACGACAGGGAAGGCGCUCACCAGAUAACCAGGCAGAGUACAAGCACCGUAAUAUGAACAACCAGCAAGUCUAUAACGACGAGAGAAGUUUAUCUCGAAUGACAACCGAAGAUCUACUGAUGGUUGAAGAACAUAUUCGACCGCUUAUUAAGGAAGAACUAAGAUAUACGAUCCAGAGUAAACGGAUAGCAAGAGGAUUGCCCGAAACAGUGGAACUUGAAUACAAAACGCAACAGAAUGACGAAAUUUCUCCCGAAACUUUGCUAAAACGCGAAAGAAGACGAGAAAGAAAUAAAGUCGCCGCCGCAAAAUGCCGGUUUAAGAAAAAGAUUUUGUCAGAGCAGUUGCAAGAGGAAUCUGAACAUCUAGAAAACCUGAACGCAAAGCUAAAACGAGAAAUCGAAAAGCUGCAAGAAGAAAGACAAAAGUUAAUGUACUUGCUAAAUGGCCACAAACCAGAGUGUAUUGCAGUACCAGAGGAAAUAAAUCUAGAUGCAGAACCCCAGUAUAUGGAUAAACAAUCGGAUCCGAGGUUUAACACUAUUUGCUCAUCUGCAGCAAAUGCUCCUGACAAUGAUGUCCAACAGAACGAGCAUACUGCCCCAAAAACUAUAUACCCAUACGACGAAACGUACUUAACUCGGCGCUUAUAAUAGCCACCGUAUGCAUGUUUUUUACAACUUACAAAUAACUUUUCUUUAUCCGCACAUUUAUGUUUGAAUAUUAUGAUUCUCUUGCCUCGUUCAUUCGAAUAUGUUCGCGAGCUGUUAGUUAGUUAGUAAGCUGGGGUAAGAUGGUCCAUGUUUUCUUUUUAUCGUUCUAUUUAGUAGCAAGCAAGAAUAUUUAUAGAAUCACAUGAACGUAUUCUUACGACUCUAAUAUAGCGUUAUUAAUUGUUAAAAAGACGAUUAAUAAAUAUUGAAUAAUAUGGGAUAGCCCUAUCCAUCUUACCCCACAAUACUAUAUACGUUUUUUUUUCACGCGGAAGUUAAUCACUCUAUAGUGCUUUGUUACAUUGUUACAGCCAUUUACUGUUAAUGAGUUAUGUCACGUCCCAAUUUCCCUUCUUCCUAUUGAAGUAUUGUUUAUGAUUGUCCGCCAUAUUGUUCUGAAUACAGUUUUCGUCUACGUAUAUACUGUGUAUAUACUUUCGUGUCAACAGUUCGUUUUAUUUAAUCAUUAAAAUGAAAAAUACAAAAGUACAAACCACAAA